Monoraphidium neglectum is the source of this 975-nucleotide messenger RNA. RefSeq lists its product as hypothetical. The transcript has a single exon. NCBI's taxonomy places the organism in Eukaryota, Viridiplantae, Chlorophyta, Chlorophyceae, Sphaeropleales, Selenastraceae. The record is from RefSeq and is a predicted model, not a curated record. Bases 1 to 975 code for a protein of 324 amino acids.
AUGGCGACGCUCUCAGCCAUCCAUGGUGGCCGCGGCGCGAACGCUUCGCAGCAGCCGGCCAGCGGCGCGCACCAGCAGCAGCCAGAGCAGCGUGGCACAGAGAUUGGCACCAGUGCACAGCAGCAGGUGGCCACCACUGGCGCGGAGCUGCCCUCGCUGCCGGGCAUGCGCCAGCUGCCGCCGCUGCGCAUCAACCGCGCGCCGGCGUCCGGGUCUGCCGCAAACGACGCGACGCCGGGCGACGGCGUGCCUGCCCCCGCGGCCGCGGCGCCGCCACCCGCUGGCCCGCAGGCGAUGCACAAGCUGCAGCUGCCGCGCCCAAAACACGCUGCAAAAACGAGCGCGAGCGCUGGCGGCGGCGAGGAGCCCUUGUCGCCACAGGGCAGCUUCCACAGCUGCCUGUCGCGCGCACCCAGCUGCCAGCCAGGAGGCGGCGCCAGCGGCGGCGCCGCCUGUGGCGGCAUCAAUGAGGUUGACGGCCAGCGGGAGACAGCGGCCCGGGGUCACCCUAGUGACGCAUGGCAGGAGCGGUACGACGAGCUCGAGCAGCUUGGGAGCAGCUACCUGACGCCACGCGCGUCGCUCGUCCUCGCCGCCGGCGCGCAGCAGGGCCAGCCCGGGGCGCCGGAGGGCGGGCCGGCCGGCCCGGCAGAGGGGCGGAGGGGAAGCCGGGCGGAAGCUGCGGAGCAGGGGUCGGCGGCGCACGUGCCGCUGGUCGAGAUCCGCCUGCCGAGCGGCGGCGAGCGCAGGGGCGCGGGCGCCGGCAAGGGCAAGAAGCAAGUGCUGUUCACAACAGACUCGCUGGAUGCGACGGCGUUGCCGGCCGGGCCCUUCUGCGGCCUCUUUCGGCGUGGCGGCCGCGCAAGGGCGAAGCACAUGCGUGGCACGGCAAGCAAGGGCGCGAAAGCGCCAGCCGGGUCUGCCGCGGCCGGGUGGUGGCAUGGCCGCGCCGGCGCUGGUGCAAUGCGCUCUUGA